UAUUGUAAAUAAUAGCAUUUAUGUAAAUUGUGAUAUGUUAUUUUUAUGCCAGUACCAAAAAUAAAAGUCUAGUCAUGAUAUAAUUGUAAUUCUAAUAUUUGAGUAUUUUUGAGUAUUUAGCUGAUCUUCUUUAAUUGUCUACAUUAACCAAUCAGAGUGCGGCGUUUAGUCGCGCGAUGUUUUGACUACGUCAUUUUAACUGUCAGCUGUCAACAAGUUUGUAAAUACCGCAAUCAAUGUUUUUUAUAAGUUGGAACUUUUCGUAAAAAAGCGUUACCAUGCCAAAACGCAAACAUCCUGUGGAGACAAGCGAAAGUACUAGAGCAAAACGUAAACCUCAGGCUGAACCAAUCGAUUACCAAAGACUUGCGCAAGAAAUUGUUAAAUUGCAAAAUCCCAACUCUGAUGCUUCAAGUAGUACAGUGGUACCCCUAGAAAAUGCUGCAUGUGCUACAUAUGCAAACACCGUCAAUGAGUUACCUGCACCAACGACUACUUCUUCCUCUAUGCAAGAUAACCCUAUAUUGUCAGUAGUGUCUCAACUUUUAGAAAACACAGGUGAGCCAGUAGGCACAAACAAAGGUUUAUUCAAUGCUGAUAACCUUAUCUCUGUAACAGAGGGUAUUCCUCUUGGUGCAACAAUACCACAAAAGAUAAAGGCAAAAAUUUGGUCAAAUGAAUUUUUUGAUUUAAGAGUACUAUUGUCGCACCAAGAUGAAGAACCUCUUACGCUGUGCAUUACUCCGGGGGUCAUUAAUGUGCAGCAUAGUUUAAAAUCAAAAACCCCCAUGUUCAUCAGUCAGUGGACUGAUGCCUUUCUUAUCUUUAUUAACAUUAGAAUUCAGAAACACCCAUCAGAAGCUCCCCAUUUAUUAAAAUACAUGAGCUUUAUUAGAGAAAUGCAAAGACUGCAUGGUGAUGUUGCUUGGAGAACGUAUGACGAAUCUUUCAGAAAGCUUAGGGAGUCUUUGGCUGUAGAUUGGCAAAAACCUAUUGAAGAAUUAAGAGGUAAAUGUAUUGCCAUGUCCAACAAACAAAAUUUUGGACAGCCCUUUCGUGGUAAACAACCGGGCAAAGUCCGCUUCUGCUUUGCCUACAAUCAGGGUGGAAAAUGUAAACUCUUCCCAUGCCCAUACUCCCAUUCCUGUCAAUUGUGCAAUGGUAACCACCCAAAGCACAAAUGCUCAUCCUCUACCCAGCGAACACGGGAGGCUAGAAAUUACAACUCCAGUAAAUUGGGACAAACUAAAUAAAGAAUUAGAUGGGUAUGAUCAAGAUCUAAGAUCUUACUUAGUGAAUGGGUUUAAGAAUGGUUUCUCCAUAGGUUGUGUUUCUACGCCCAAUGCCCCCUUUCCAAAAAAUCAUAGUUCUGCUUUGAAACAUAGUAAUGUUAUUCAGGAUCACAUACGCAAAGGUUUAUCUUUGAAAAGAAUUGCUGGACCCUAUGCAACUCCACCUUAUUCUCAAUUUGUCUCAUCUCCUCUAGGCGUAGUUCCUAAGUCGGAACCAGGAAAAUUUAGAGUUAUUCAUGAUC
Magallana angulata is the source of this 1534-nucleotide messenger RNA. RefSeq lists its product as uncharacterized. The transcript is spliced from 2 exons. Bases 279 to 1253 code for a protein of 324 amino acids. The record is from RefSeq and is a predicted model, not a curated record. Lineage: Eukaryota; Metazoa; Mollusca; Bivalvia; Ostreida; Ostreidae.